Raphanus sativus (radish) is the source of this 603-nucleotide messenger RNA. RefSeq lists its product as uncharacterized. The record is from RefSeq and is a predicted model, not a curated record. NCBI's taxonomy places the organism in Eukaryota, Viridiplantae, Streptophyta, Magnoliopsida, Brassicales, Brassicaceae. Bases 251 to 475 code for a protein of 74 amino acids. The transcript is spliced from 3 exons.
CAGGGAGGAGAGUCACAGCAGCCUCAAAUUGAUCCUAUUAUCGAUCAAGGUCCUGCUAAGAGAAUGAAGUUCUAAUGCUCAAUCAAGAUUUCCUUCUUCAACUUUACAUGUCAGAUAAAUAGAAUCUUAGUUUACUACCUCUCUUUACCCUCCUAUAUAAACAUACAACACUCAACCGUGGUUUCAAGUUUCAACACUAAAUCAAUUAAGUUCAAUAACAUAUUCACCAGUUUACGUUAGAAAAUCCUAGAUGGAAACCAAGCCAUCCAAGUCCAGCGUCCUCCUAUACGUUCUUGUUCUUGCGCUGGUCUUGUCUCCAAUACUCCCAUGUCAAGCAGCUAGUGUGCAUCUAGGAGGUGGAGGGCGUAAGUUGAUGGCACCGUCACCACCACUUCUCAUGUGUCCACACUGUGCGUGUUGCGCAGCGGCUCAACCUGGCUUUUGCUGCCCAUGUAGCUGUCCCGGUGGUCCAUAAUGAUUGUGACUUGGCUAUUGGAGGGGAUGUGAAGUGUUUGAUAUGAUGAUAUCUUUGUAAUAUCUUAUAUGUAUGAAUAAGUGAGUAAUCAAGUACUCUGUGUUUUUAAUAAGAAAACUUUUGGGUUC